Molecule: messenger RNA, 2045 nt
Organism: Rotaria sp. Silwood2
Lineage: Eukaryota; Metazoa; Rotifera; Eurotatoria; Philodinida; Philodinidae
Source: the annotation of a GenBank genome assembly
CAAUGCGACUUUUUGUUUCGGCACGAACAAAUAUGUUUUUACCAGAGUCUGGAUCAAUAUGUAAUACUUGUCGUAUGCGUUAUCUCAAAUGGCGUAACAAUACUGAAUUUGUCAACGUCUUAGAUCGUCUUGGAAAAGAAUCAGACGAAUCAAUAAUGGAUACUGACGAUAAAAAUGAUGAUGAGAAUAUUGAAUCUGGAACAGCCGCGUCAUCAAAUGAUCUAGUUAAUACAAACAUUGUGACUUUACCAUUGAAUAUUACCAUUUCAUGUCAUUACCGCUGUGUUGUUUGUCGAGAGGUUAUGAAUUCAACAGUUACCGUUUCUGAUCAAGAUCGAGACCUUCUAUUUAUUAAAAGCAAUAUUUUAAUUCCAAAAGGUAGUCGAUGUUGCCCAGGUCAUGUUGUUAAUGAACGUUUACGCAUUGAUGAUUUAAAUAAAAUUCGACCUCACACAAUUACCCAAACACCUUUUUCUUGUACCGAUAUAUUAACAUGGUUUGACAAAUUCCGAGAUCACUAUAAUUCAUUUCGAUAUUUUGAUUUUGAUCAUCCUAUUACAAUGUCGGAUAUUGAUUGUUAUAACUUAACCGGAAUAUCAAAAUUAAAUUUUGAGCACUUGAUCGAAUUGCUCGCCGAUUCCAACAUCAAACAUUCAUCUAAUCGAUCAUUUCGAAAUGCUGUUGGUUUAUUUUUAACAAAACUUAGAUUAGGACUUAGUAACAAAGUUCUUACAACAAUUUUUCAGUUUUCAAAUCCUGAAGCUGUUUCUCGAACUCUAGCUGCUGUUCGUCAAGCUAUGCUAUCUAACUUUGUACCUCGAUAUCUCGGUUUUAAUCAUAUUUCUCGUCAAAGUGUCAUUCACAAUCAUUCUUCUCCGCUUGCUACUCGUUUACUAACCGAACAACCAAAUACAGCUGUACUCGUAAUCGAUGGUACAUACUUAUACCUACAGAAGAGUCGCAACAACGAAUUACAACGACGAACAUACAAUAUCCACAAGCACCGAUCACUAGUUAAACCUAUGUUGAUUACUACCACUACAGGUUAUAUUGUAGCAGCUUAUGGGCCUUAUUUGUCAGACAGUUCCAACAAUGAUGCAGCUAUGCAAAAAGAUAUAUUGAUCAACAACAAAGAUGGAAUAUUAAAUUGGAUUGCUGAACACGACAUAGUAGUCGUAGAUAGGGGCUUUCGGGAUAGUACAGGUAUGAUGCGAGCAUUAGGCCUUGAUGUAUGCAUGCCAGACUUUCUAAAUGGUCGCCGUCGAUUUGACGCACUCGAAGCAAAUCGAUCACGCUUCAUUAGCAAGAUUCGUUGGGUGGUUGAAUCAGCUAAUGGUCGGGUGAAACAUUUCAAAUGGCUAAACCAGACCAUUCAAAAUUCAACAAUUCCUCAGGUGCGUGAUUACCUACAAAUUGCUUGUGCUCUUGUUAAUGCCUAUCGAGCUCCUGUCAUCUCUUCAUCUUCAAAUGAUGAUCGAAUUGCUGUCCAAAUGCUGACCUGUCUUCAUGAACCAAACUUACUUCGAUUGCGCCUUAACAACGAAAUUCUUCAUUGGUCAAACAAUGAUUCAUCUGACCUUGUUGGUUUUCCUAUUCUCACACUUGAUCAAAUUCGACUAAUCACCGUCGGAGUGUUUCAACUGAAGCAGGCUCGCUCUUAUUCCGAAGAGCAUUGUUCAACUACAGACUUGAAUAAUUAUGCUGAGUUUCCGCUUCAGAUUUGUCAAACUGAUCCUCAACUUAUUCGAAUUCUCUUUCAAUCUCGUCACAGCAAAAGGAAGACGUAUUAUACAUAUGUUCAAUUUACAAAAGACGAAAUUCAGAACAGUUGCUGUGAUUGUCCAAGUGGUGAUAGAAAAGUUGGCGUAUGUUCUCAUCGAGCAGCUGCUAUUUGGUUUUUAGCUUAUCAACGACAUCGCAACGAUGCUUCUGCAUAUCAACCAUCCGGCUCAUACGUGGAUCUUCUCGACAACAGUGAGUUAGUAGAUGACUUUGUUGAGUCAUCUGAUGAAGAUGAAGACAUCUUAUACUCUGUUGUUUCAUAA